AUGCCGCCUCAGGUAGCAGCAGGUAGCAGUUUCUUCGUCCACGCCUCGCGACUGCAGUCAAGUUGUCCCGAUGACACGUCUCAGCUGACCAUGCCGCCUCAGGUAGCAGCUGGUAGCAGUUUCUUCGUCCACGCCUCGCGACUGCAGUCAAGUAGUCCCGAUGACACAUCUCAGAUGACUAUGCAGCCUCAGGUAGCAGCUGGUAGCAGUUGCUUCGUCCACGCCUCGCGACUGCAGUCAAGUAGUCCCGAUGACACGUCUCAGCUGAACAUGCCGCCUCAGGUAGCAGCUGGUAGCAGUUUCUUCGUCCACGCCUCGCGACUGCAGUCAAGUAGACCCGAUGACACGUCUCAGCCGACCAUGCCGCCUCAGGUAGCAGCUGGUAGCAGUUGCUUCGUCCACGCCUCGCGACUGCAGUCAAGUAGUCCCGAUGACACGUCUCAGCUGACCAUGCCGCCUCAGGUAGCAGCUGGUAGCAGUUUCUUCGUCCACGCCUCGCGACUGCAGUCAAGUAGUCCCGAUGACACGUCUCAGCUGACCAUGCCGCCUCAGGUAGCAGCUGGUAGCAGUUUCUUCGUCCACGCCUCGCGACUGCAGUCAAGUAGUCCCGAUGACACGUCUCAGCUGACCAUGCCGCCUCAGGUAGCAGCUGGUAGCAGUUUCUUCGUCCACGCCUCGCGACUGCAGUCAAGUAGUCCCGAUGACACAUCUCAGCUGACUAUGCAGCCUCAGGUAGCAGCUGGUAGCAGUUGCUUCGUCCACGCCUCGCGACUGCAGUCAAGUAGUCCCUAUGACACGUCUCAGCUGAACAUGCCGCCUCAGGUAGCAGCUGGUAGCAGUUUCUUCGUCCACGCCUCGCGACUGCAGUCAAGUUGUCCCGAUGACACGUCUCAGCUGACUAUGCAGCCUCAGGUAGCAGGUGGUAGCAGUUGCUUCGUCCACGCCUCGCGACUGCAGUCAAGUAGUCCCGAUGACACAUCUCAGCUGACCAUGCCGCCUCAGGUAGCAGCUGGUAGCAGUUUCUUCGUCCACGCCUCGCGACUGCAGUCAAGUAGUCCCGAUGACACGUCUCAGCUGACCAUGCAGCCUCAGGUAGCAGCUGGUAGCAGUUUCUUCGUCCACGCCUUGCGAAUGCAGUCAAGUAGUCCCGAUGACACGUCUUUGCUGACCAUGCCGCCUCAGGUAGCAGCUGGUAGCAGUUUCUUCGUCCACGCCUCGCGACUGCAGUCAAGUAGUCCCGAUGACACGUCUCAGCUGACCAUGCCACCUCAGGUAGCAGCUGGUAGCAGUUUCUUCGUCCACGCCUCGCGACUGCAGUCAAGUAGUCCCGAUGACACGUCUCAGCUGACCAUGCCGCCUCAGGUAGCAGCUGGUAGCAGUUUCUUCGUCCACGCCUCGCGACUGCAGUCAAGUAGUCCCGAUGACACGUCUCAGCCGACCAUGCCGCCUCAGGUAGCAGCUGGUAGAAGUUUCUUCGUCCACGCCUCACGACUGCAGUCAAGUAGUCCCGAUGACACGUCUCAGCUGACCAUGCCGCCUCAGGUAGCAGCUGGUAGCAGUUUCUUCGUCCACGCCUCGCGACUGCAGUCAAGUAGUCCCGAUGACACUUCUCAGCUGACCAUGCCACCUCAGGUAGCAGCUGGUAGCAGUUUCUUCGUCCACGCCUCGCGACUGCAGUCAAGUAGUCCCGAUGACACGUCUCAGCUGACCAUGCCGCCUCAGGUAGCAGCUGGUAGCAGUUUCUUCGUCCACGCCUCGCGACUGCAGUCAAGUUGUCCCGAUGACACGUCUCAGCUGACUAUGCAGCCUCAGGUAGCAGGUGGUAGCAGUUGCUUCGUCCACGCCUCGCGACUGCAGUCAAGUAGUCCCGAUGACACGUCUCAGCUGACCAUGCCGCCUCAGGUAGCAGCUGGUAGCAGUUUCUUCGUCCACGCCUCGCGACUGCAGUCAAGUAGUCCCGAUGACACGUCUCAGCUGACCAUGCAGCCUCAGGUAGCAGCUGGUAGCAGUUUCUUCGUCCACGCCUUGCGAAUGCAGUCAAGUAGUCCCGAUGACACGUCUUUGCUGACCAUGCCGCCUCAGGUAGCAGCUGGUAGCAGUUUCUUCGUCCACGCCUCGCGACUGCAGUCAAGUAGUCCCGAUGACACGUCUCAGCUGACCAUGCCACCUCAGGUAGCAGCUGGUAGCAGUUUCUUCGUCCACGCCUCGCGACUGCAGUCAAGUAGUCCCGAUGACACGUCUCAGCUGACCAUGCCGCCUCAGGUAGCAGCUGGUAGCAGUUUCUUCGUCCACGCCUCGCGACUGCAGUCAAGUAGUCCCGAUGACACGUCUCAGCCGACCAUGCCGCCUCAGGUAGCAGCUGGUAGAAGUUUCUUCGUCCACGCCUCACGACUGCAGUCAAGUAGUCCCGAUGACACGUCUCAGCUGACCAUGCCGCCUCAGGUAGCAGCUGGUAGCAGUUGCUUCGUCCACGCCUCGCGACUGCAGUCAAGUAGUCCCGAUGACACUUCUCAGCUGACCAUGCCACCUCAGGUAGCAGCUGGUAGCAGUUUCUUCGUCCACGCCUCGCGACUGCAGUCAAGUAGUCCCGAUGACACGUCUCAGCUGACCAUGCCGCCUCAGGUAGCAGCUGGUAGCAGUUGCUUCGUCCACGCCUCGCGAUUGCAGUCAAGUAGUCCCGAUGACACGUCUCAGCUGACCAUGCCGCCUCAGGUAGCAGCUGGUAGCAGUUUCUUCGUUAACGCCUCGCGACUGCAGUCAAGUAGUCCCGAUGACACGUCUAAGCUGACCAUGCCGCCUCAGGUAGCAGCUGGUAGCAGUUUCUUCGUCCACGCCACGCGACUGCAGUCAAGUAGUCCCGAUGACACGUCUCAGCUGACCAUGCCGCCUCAGGUAGCAGCUGGUAGCAGUUUCUUCGUCCACGCCUCGCGACUGCAGUCAAGUAGUCCCAAUGACACGUCUCAGCUGACCAUGCAGCCUCAGGUAGCAGCUGGUAGCAGUUUCUUUGUCCACGCCUCGCGACUGCAGUCAAGUAGUCCCGAUGACACGUCUCAGCUGACCAUGCCGCCUCAGAUAGCAGCUGGUAGCAGUUUCUUCGUCCACGCCUCGCGACUGCUGUCAAGUAGUCCCAAUGACACGUCUCAGCUGACCAUGCCACCUCAGGUAGCAGCUGGUAGCAGUUUCUUCGUCCACGCCUCGCGACUGCAGUCAAGUAGUCCCGAUGACACGUCUCAGCUGACCAUGCCGCCUCAGGUAGCAGCUGGUAGCAGUUUCUUCGUCCACGCCUCGCGACUGCAGUCAAGUAGUCCCGAUGACACGUCUCAGCUGACCAUGCAGCCUCAGGUAGCAGCUGGUAGCAGUUUCUUCGUCCACGCCUUGCGAAUGCAGUCAAGUAGUCCCGAUGACACGUCUUUGCUGACCAUGCCGCCUCAGGUAGCAGCUGGUAGCAGUUUCUUCGUCCACGCCUCGCGACUGCAGUCAAGUAGUCCCGAUGACACGUCUCAGCUGACCAUGCCGCCUCAGGUAGCAGCUGGUAGCAGUUUCUUCGUCCACGCCUCGCGACUGCAGUCAAGUAGUCCCGAUGACACGUCUCAGCUGACCAUGCCGCCUCAGGUAGCAGCUGGUAGCAGUUUCUUCGUCCACGCCUCGCGACUGCAGUCAAGUAGUCCCGAUGACACGUCUCAGCCGACCAUGCCGCCUCAGGUAGCAGCUGGUAGAAGUUUCUUCGUCCACGCCUCGCGACUGCAGUCAAGUAGUCCCGAUGACACGUCUCAGCUGACCAUGCCGCCUCAGGUAGCAGCUGGUAGCAGUUGCUUCGUCCACGCCUCGCGACUGCAGUCAAGACGUCCCGAUGACACUUCUCAGCUGACCAUGCCACCUCAGGUAGCAGCUGGUAGCAGUUUCUUCGUCCACGCCUCGCGACUGCAGUCAAGUAGUCCCGAUGACACGUCUCAGCUGACCAUGCCGCCUCAGGUAGCAGCUGGUAGCAGUUGCUUCGUCCACGCCUCGCGACUGCAGUCAAGUAGUCCCGAUGACACGUCUCAGCUGACCAUGCCGCCUCAGGUAGCAGCUGGUAGCAGUUUCUUCGUCCACGCCUCGCGACUGCAGUCAAGUAGUCCCGAUGACACGUCUCAGCUGACCAUGCAGCCUCAGGUAGCAGCUGGUAGCAGUUUCUUCGUCCACGCCUUGCGAAUGCAGUCAAGUAGUCUCGAUGACACGUCUUUGCUGACCAUGCCGCCUCAGGUAGCAGCUGGUAGCAGUUUCUUCGUCCACGCCUCGCGACUGCAGUCAAGUAGUCCCGAUGACACGUCUCAGCUGACCAUGCCGCCUCAGUUAGCAGCUGGUAGCAGUUUCUUCGUCCACGCCUCGCGACUGCAGUCAAGUAGUCCCGAUGACACGUCUCAGCUGACCAUGCCGCCUCAGGUAGCAGCUGGUAGCAGUUUCUUCGUCCACGCCUCGCGACUGCAGUCAAGUAGUCCCGAUGACACGUCUCAGCCGACCAUGCCGCCUCAGGUAGCAGCUGGUAGAAGUUUCUUCGUCCACGCCUCGCGACUGCAGUCAAGUAGUCCCGAUGACACGUCUCAGCUGACCAUGCCGCCUCAGGUAGCAGCUGGUAGCAGUUGCUUCGUCCACGCCUCGUGA
Messenger RNA from Bacillus rossius redtenbacheri, 4641 nucleotides. Its product is annotated as mucin-17-like. NCBI's taxonomy places the organism in Eukaryota, Metazoa, Arthropoda, Insecta, Phasmatodea, Bacillidae. The transcript has a single exon. The record is from RefSeq and is a predicted model, not a curated record. Bases 1 to 4641 code for a protein of 1546 amino acids.